This is a messenger RNA of Xyrauchen texanus (razorback sucker), 2033 nucleotides long. Its product is annotated as ceramide synthase 1-like. The coding region runs from base 854 to 1927 and encodes 357 amino acids. The transcript has 7 exons. Gene Ontology annotation, biological process: ceramide biosynthetic process. The record is from RefSeq and is a predicted model, not a curated record. NCBI's taxonomy places the organism in Eukaryota, Metazoa, Chordata, Actinopteri, Cypriniformes, Catostomidae. Gene Ontology annotation, cellular component: membrane. Gene Ontology annotation, molecular function: sphingosine N-acyltransferase activity.
UGCUUUUUUCUCACCAACCUCUACUUCUUCACAGCAUCGGUGGAUGUAUAUAGGGCUUAGGUUGAUUUCGAUAGCACAGUUUCACAUUUUCUUAAUUUAUUUUAUUAUUUAUUUUGUGUUGCGGACAGACAUGUGCGUCUGUGAAAAUGAUCGCUUAUGUGCGCAGGUUGAUCUAAUCUUCAAUUAGCGUUUUUUUAUAUUUUACUUCAACCCGUACGUGGAUAUAUUGAAGGAUUAUUUGUGCUUUAUACCUCUUGAUGUGACAAGAAACCCAGAGAUGUUAUAUAACCCGAAUAACGCGCAUUUUGGCACAUGAAGAAUAUCGUAUAUGGAAAAAUUCAAUGCACGGAAUAUAAAGAGUCAAACAGACUGGUUAUGGAUUUUAUGAACCUAUUUCCGGAUUAUUUCAGCAUCAUUCAUGAUAACCGGCGUGCAUUUAUAAUUUGGUAACUGCUGCAUGCUAUGACGUAUGGCUAAAACACAUGUUUUAUGUAAAAACAAAUUCUGUUUUUAUUUAAGCAGCUAAAAGAUGAUGCCAACCCAUUAACAUCUCUGUAGCUGGCAUUGGCAUUUUUUCAUUGGCUAUAAUACAUCUUAUCUCCUCUUUCCCCUGGUAUUGGGGGUUAAUGUUGGCAUCUAUUUGGCAUAACUUUUUAAUUAGCAUUAGUAUUUGAUCAGUCUUAAUUUCGAAGACACAGAAAGACAGAGAGGAUACUUGAGAGACCAUAACCAGCUUUAAGUUACCAAGCUAUAGGUGGUUGGCACAUUGGCCCUGUGCGUUCCCAUUGCUUUCUAGCCCCUAGGUGGCUUUUGUAGGUGUUAUUAUAGCUAUUAUUCUAGUAGUUCUAGCGUAAUGGACAGAAAUAACGAUGAGAGUUCCUCCAGCGAUGGCAUGGAGAUGGAGAUCAUGCCUGGUUAUGUGGAGCUCACCACAAGGGCAUAUUCAGUCAUGUUCAGUGCCUUUAAUGACUGUAAAGACUGUGGACUGGAGCGGUCCAGAAGAACCCUGCUGGAUCAUGCCGACAUCACCUGGCCCGAGAUCUUCACGUUCUUCAUGUGUGCGGUCAUGUGGACGCAGAUGCGUAGGGGAUUGACUGCGUAUUUCUUUCAGCCUUUUGCACAAUGGUGUUGUCUUCAGCCGAAAGACAUCUCCAAGAUGCCGGAGAGCGCGUGGAAGCUGGUCUUCUACACCAUGUCGUGGUCAUAUAGUACCUAUCUUCUGUUUUUCUCCAACUAUUCAUUCUUCCAAAAUCCUCCCUCUGUUUUUUACGACUGGAAGAGAGGGAUGCCGGUUCCCACAGAUAUCGCUAUAGCGUACCUGAUCCAGGGCAGCUUCUACGGCCAUUCCAUAUACGCCACCAUCUACAUGGACGCGUGGAGAAAGGACUCCCUCGUCAUGGUGGUGCAUCACUUCAUCACGCUGGCCCUCAUCACGUUCUCCUAUGCCUUCAGAUACCACAACAUUGGCAUCCUAGUCCUUUUUCUUCACGACAUCAACGACAUUCAGCUGGAGUUCACCAAACUCAACGUCUACUUCAAGACCCGGGGCGGGAAAGACUACUUCAUCAAUGACGUCCUGUCCAACAUGGGCGCCGUUAGCUUUAGCAUCACCUGGUUUUGGUUCCGUUUGUACUGGUUCCCGCUCAAAGUGCUGUGGGCCUCGUGUGUUACCAGCAUCCAGUCUGUUCCCCACAUCCCUUUCUACUUCUUCUUCAACACGCUGCUCUUCAUCCUGCUCAUCAUGAACAUCUACUGGUUCCUGUUCAUCGUGCUGUUUGUGGUGAAAGUCCUGACAGGCCAGAUGAAGGAGUUAAACGACGUCAGAGAAUACGAGGAAGACAAGCAAAAGGAGGAAGAGGAUGCUGAUCAGAACUCUGCCGAAGGGAAACACUUGCAGAACGGAACUGCUAAGAAGAAACAUCUAUAACGUCUCAGUGCCGCCACCUGCAGGCAAUAAUUGCAAGGUAACGGGUGACCUAGUUUGAUUCCAACCUGAGAACGUCACCGUGUUUGGACAGCCAUGAAGAGAACGA